Ambispora leptoticha is the source of this 472-nucleotide messenger RNA. NCBI's taxonomy places the organism in Eukaryota, Fungi, Glomeromycota, Glomeromycetes, Archaeosporales, Ambisporaceae. The record is from the annotation of a GenBank genome assembly.
UCGUAACUACAGUAGUAAUGUAUAUAAUGCAACCUAUAAUCGUGAACAGAGUAUUCCCGCGCCAAUUACGCGAGAAACUACCGGUUUUCCAGAACCAGAGUUUGAACCAUCCCUUGCAUCAUCAGCAAAUCAAUUCCUGGAAGAAACGUUCAAAUUCGAACGCAAAUUCCGUGAGGACUAUGUCGGAUGUUCAGAUGAUUUGUUUGAGGAUGACAAAACCCUUCAUAGUAGUUUCAAUUAUUAUAAUAAUGAUAAUGAGAAACAUAAGAACAACAUCAUUGACGAAGAUGACGAGCCAACGCCGCGUUCAAGUAAACUUCUAAAGUCGCAGCAACAGCAACAACUUAUGCCGCAACUUAUGCCGCAACCAAUAUUUCAACCAAUGUUAGAACAAGAGCACGAGAACGCAGGAAUUGGCUGGUACACAAGUAUCGCAGUCCCGGUGAUCGCAAUUGCAAUUGUGGGAUACUUU